AGACGAGACGAGACGAGACAAUGCGAGUGCCGGCCUGCCGGACGCAGCCGGAGGGACCUGGCGAUGGACGAGGGCUUUGAGUGGGCUUAGUCGAUGGAAUGGAGAUGUGCGUGCCCACAGUCCACGGACUUUGCAGGCUCAGUGCAUCUUUUUGAUUCGGCGAUGUGGACGUUUUCCUGGUUCGCCUCGUUGUGGUGAAAAAGGCAAUUGAAGCGAGUGGGGAAAUGCCGGUUCAAGAUCGGCGCUAGAAGGAGGAGGGAUCGACGAGAGUCUCCGAUGGGUCGGUUCCGGAAGGAGGAGGACGAUUCGGUCAUGUGGCCGAAGAUGAGAGUUUCCGCUAGCUUCUUCUUGCUGUGCUUCGUCGUGCUGUUUUGUGAAAGAUCGGAAGCGCAGUUGUCGAAGCCCGUGGCUCAUGAUGACAACAUGAAAGAAGCUGCCGAGGGAAACAAAUUCUUAACCCGAGAAGCGUCCGACGAUUCUCUUCCCGUUCCACAUUUAGACGAGGAAGCAUUGGCAAAUACCCAAUGCCCUCAACAUGUGGAAUUGAGAUGGCAGACAGAGGUCAGCUCCAGCAUCUACGCCACUCCUCUCAUUUCUGACAUCAAUGGGGAUGGUAAACUGGAGAUUGUCGUCCCCACAUUUGUACAUUAUUUGGAGGUGUUAGAUGGUGCAGACGGUGAAAAAUUAUCAGGGUGGCCGGCAUUUCAUCAGUCCACUGUUCAUGCCAGUGCACUGGCGUAUGAUAUUGACAAGGAUGGCAACAAAGAAAUUGCCCUUGCUACAUUCAACGGGGAAGUUUUGUUCUUCAGGUUUGGUGGUUACAUGCUGACUGAGAAGCUGGUCGUGCCUCGACGGAAAGUCCGGAAAGAUUGGUAUGUAGGACUUGAUCCCGAUCAUGUCGAUCGUUCUCAUCCAGACGUUCAUGGUGACGAAUACUUGAACCAUCAUGAUCUGUCCUUGAAUGGUAGCGAGGUGCAUGUGUCACACGGUGGUAAACUUGUGGAUGAAACAGACGAGGAUCAUCAUGAUAUGAUGAAUGGUGCUGGUGACCACGUUGACGACAAAACUACAGGGACCAAGGGUUCAGACUCUUCUCUCAAUACAACUGUCAACGGUGCAGAUGCCCUUAACCACGUUGAAAAUAUCACUGGAGAUACCAAGGGUUCAGACUCUCCUCUCGAUACAACGAACCAUACAACAAGUGGAACUGAACAUGAUACAACCAAAUUGAAGGUUGACUCCACUGUUUCUCAAGAUGGUUUGUCAACUGGAGGCAUAGAUCUACUCGCGGCGAAAGCUGGAGCAGAGAAGCAGGAGCCGAAGGCAAAUACUCGUCGCCGGUUGCAACAAGAAACCAAAGAUGAUAGCGAGAAAGAUGAUGUUGAAAAUAAAACCAACCAAGACGAUGUUGCAACGGCAGAAGAAGAUCAAGACGCGAUGGAAGAAGAAGCAAAAGCUUCCUUUGACGUAUUUAGGGAAGAGGAUGAAAAUGGCGAAGAUGGUCUGACAGAGGAGUAUGACUAUGACUAUGAUGAUUACGUUAAUGAAGGCAUGUGGGACAACAAUGAGUGGGACGAAGGUGCUCAUGAGAAAAUUGAAGACUUUGUCCAAGUUGAUGCACACAUCCUCUGUACUCCGGUAAUUGCUGAUAUCGAUAAUGAUGGAGUUGACGAGAUGGUUGUUGCCGCAUCUUACUUCUACGAUCGUGAGUACUACGAAAUGCCAGAACACGCGAAGGAGCUUGGGGAUCUGGAUUUAGGGAAGUAUGUUGCUGGGGCCAUCGUCGUCUUUAACCUUGAAACGAAACAAGUCAAGUGGGAUACUUAUCUUGACUUGAGUGUUGAUUCUACAACUUAUCGCGCCUAUAUAUACUCUGCUCCAAGCGUAGUGGAUCUUGAUGGCGACGGACAGCUGGAGAUUAUUGUUGGCACGUCGAUGGGUUUUGUAUAUGUCCUUAAUGCUAAUGGAACCUCGAGGAAGGGGUUUCCUCUGCAGAUGGGUGAAAUUCAAGGUCAAGUUGUAGCUGCUGAUGUUAAUGAUGACGGUAAGAUUGAAAUUAUCACUGCUGAUGCGAAGGGCACGGUAGCUGUUUGGGAUGGAGAUGGGAAAGAGCUGUGGGAAGUUCACUUGAAGAGUCUCAUAUCUCAGGGUCCAACAGUGGGGGAUGUAGACGGUGAUGGACACACAGAUAUAGUUGUUCCAACAACCUCUGGAAGCAUUUACGUUUUGAAAGGACAAGACGGUUCACAUGUUGGCCCGUAUCCUUUUCGCACUCACGGGCGCGUGAUGUCCCCUGCACUUUUGGUCGAUCUGAGCAAACGGGGUGCUGAGCGCAAAGGACUGACUAUUGCCAUUGGAUCUUUCGAUGGAUAUUUCUAUCUGAUUGAUGGUCCCACGGGCUGUGCGGAGGCGAUUGACAUCGGGGAGACAACCUAUAGCAUGGUACUCGCAGAUAAUGUGGAUGGUGGUGACGACCUGGACUUGAUAGUUACUACAAUGAACGGAAAUGUGUACUGUUUUCAGACUCCGGCUCCUCACCACCCACUCAAGGCAUGGCCGUCGCAGACGCAAGGCAGGAAUGUACUGGCGAGUCGGCAUCAGCGGGAGGGAAUUUUUGUUGUGCCUCGAUCGCGAGCAUUUCGAGACGAAGCCGGCGACAGCUUCCAUGUAGCUUAUGAGAUUGUAGAUAAAUAUCGCCCGAAUGGGGCGGUCCAAGGGGCCUACCAAGUUAAGGUCACGUUGAUGACUCCUGGAAAUUAUCGAGGUGAAAAGAGGAUUACAUACAACUAUACUCACGACAACCCUGGACUUUACAUAGCCACUUUACCCUGUGUUGCUACACGUACCGGUGGAACUGUCCUGGUGGAGAUGCUUGACAAAAAUUCCCUAUACUUCCAGGAUGAGUUCGCAUUGACCUUUCACAUGCAUUACUAUCGACUUCUCAAGUGGCUUCUGACUUUGCCUCUUUUAGGCAUGACCGGUAUGUUUCUUGUUUUCCGGCCUCAAGAAGGUGCACCUCUUCCAUCAUUUACGAGAGAAAGACAUCAACUCUAGAUAUUGGUGUUUCCCUUAACAACUCACAAAUUCUUUGGAGGCCAUGUAGACAGCUGGGACCUUGCUCGAGGAGAAACACAUCUGAAAAGUGUGUUUCAGCAAGAUGGCCGUAGUUGGUUCCUCAUUUACUCUUUCCUAGACCAUGUUUGGUAGCUAGUAGAUUAUCUAUUCAACCAGAUACAAAGAAACAAAGAUUCAUGUCUCAAGGUAGCCUCAAAAGACUGCGGUGUCAGCUUCCGCCGAUGUAUUUUGUCCUCGCGACUUAUUUCAGCAGUCACGCCGGUAACAAGAAAUGAAAUUUCAACUUAA
This is a messenger RNA of Marchantia polymorpha subsp. ruderalis, 3363 nucleotides long. Lineage: Eukaryota; Viridiplantae; Streptophyta; Marchantiopsida; Marchantiales; Marchantiaceae. The record is from the annotation of a GenBank genome assembly.